AUGUUUGUUGAGGGGUGGGUAGAGUACGAGAACAAGGCGCACGCCAAGCUGGCGGCGGAGGUACUGAACAAUCAGCGUGUGGGGGGGAAGAAGAACAACUUCCACUACGACGACCUGUGGAAUGUCAAGUACCUGCCCAAGUUUAAAUGGCACCAUCUCACGGAACGCAAGACGUACGAGAACGCCGUACGGGAGAAGCGAUUGGAACUCGAAAUGCGCCAAGCAACCAAAGCAAACAACUUCUACAUGGACAAUGUGGCUAAGGCACGCAUGUUCAAGGACAUGGACGAGCGCAAGGCAGCUGCACACACACACAAGGAUGGCAAACAGAAGGAGGGUGGUAGUAGGGCUGAGGGUACUAUGGCUAAGGAGGAUAAGGUGCUACGGACGUUUAGGCAAAGGCCCAUUAUCGAAUAA
Messenger RNA from Sphaeroforma arctica JP610, 417 nucleotides. RefSeq lists its product as hypothetical. Gene Ontology annotation, cellular component: nucleolus. Gene Ontology annotation, biological process: endonucleolytic cleavage in 5'-ETS of tricistronic rRNA transcript (SSU-rRNA, 5.8S rRNA, LSU-rRNA); endonucleolytic cleavage in ITS1 to separate SSU-rRNA from 5.8S rRNA and LSU-rRNA from tricistronic rRNA transcript (SSU-rRNA, 5.8S rRNA, LSU-rRNA); small-subunit processome assembly. Bases 1 to 417 code for a protein of 138 amino acids. Lineage: Eukaryota; Ichthyosporea; Ichthyophonida. Gene Ontology annotation, molecular function: RNA binding. The transcript has 2 exons. The record is from RefSeq and is a predicted model, not a curated record.